Sorghum bicolor (sorghum) is the source of this 2307-nucleotide messenger RNA. Its product is annotated as pectinesterase. Gene Ontology annotation, biological process: cell wall modification. Gene Ontology annotation, molecular function: pectinesterase activity; pectinesterase inhibitor activity. The transcript is spliced from 2 exons. Lineage: Eukaryota; Viridiplantae; Streptophyta; Magnoliopsida; Poales; Poaceae. Bases 350 to 2104 code for a protein of 584 amino acids. The record is from RefSeq and is a predicted model, not a curated record.
AUGCUUUAAAGUUGUUGAUCAGGGCAGAAGUAAGCAACCGACGGGCUACACACCUGAUGACCUGAAAAGCACCUGUAACGAAUCCUAGUGCAGCGAGGAGGAAGCCUCCAAAGCCUCUUUCUUGUACGACGAAAACCCCGUUUCCUGUCCUCCCUACCCUACCCUGUUCUCUUCAGCGACACCACACAUGCCCAAACUGUUGCUUUCAAAGAAAACAGUUGCCCGUGCUCGGUUGGAUUAUUAUUAUGCUCUAUAAAACCCAUCCUCCGGAGCAUGCAGGAACCCACAGCCUAGCCGAGCCGACACACUCACUCUCGCAGCCCCGGUAGCUAGCUAGCUAGCACCAACUAUGGCGUCGACGUCGACGUCGACGUUUCCGCGCGCCACAGCACCUCAGCUCCUCCUCCUCGUGCUCUCCCUGCUGCUGGCCGCUGCCAGCGCCUCGUCCCUGCUUCCUCCCCUGAACAAUGCACACCCGCAGAGACCUUCGCCGGUGGCGAAGGCAAGGGAGGAGGAGGGCGGCGGCGGCUCGGCGGGGCUGAUCUCGACGCUGCGCGAGACGCUGGACGCGAUCAGGGACGUGGCGUCCAUCAUCUCGUCGUUCCCCAUCAGCGUCGGCGGAGGCAUCCUCGGGGGCGGCGCAGGCGACCUCCGCCUGUCCUCCGCCGUCGCCGACUGCCUCGACCUCCUCGACCUCUCCUCCGACGAGCUGUCGUGGUCCAUGUCCACAACCACCUCCUCUUCGGACGGCUACAGCCCCGCCAGCGCCGGGGCGGGGGCGGGGGCGGGUGGCCGCGUCGUCGGCACCGGCGACGACCGGUCCGACCUGCGGUCCUGGCUGAGCGGCGCGCUCGGGAACCAGGACACCUGCAAGGAAGGCCUGGACGAGACCGGCUCCCCGCUGGCCUCGCUCGUCGCCACGGGGCUCGACGCCGUCACCUCGCUCCUCGCCGACGGCCUCGGCCAGGUCGCGGCCGAGGAAGCAGUCGCGGCCGAGGAAGCAGUCGCGGCGUCGUCGGCCUCCUCUCGCCGCGGCGCGCUCGGCGCCGCCGCCCCGCCGCCACGGUGGGUGCGCGCGAGGGAGCGGCGGCUGCUGCAGAUGCCCGUGGGGCCCGGGGGCCUGGCGGUGGACGCCGUGGUGGCGCAGGACGGGAGCGGCAACUUCACGACGGUGAGCGCGGCCGUGGAUGCGGCGCCGUCGCAGAGCGCGGCGCGGCACGUGAUCUACGUGAAGAAGGGCGUGUACAGGGAGACGGUGGAGGUGAAGAAGAAGAAGUGGAACCUGAUGCUGGUCGGCGACGGCAUGGGCGUCACGGUCAUCUCCGGCCACCGCAGCUACGUCGACGGCUACACCACCUACCGCAGCGCCACCGUCGCUGUGAGCGGCAAGGGCUUCAUCGCGCGUGACCUGACGUUCGAGAACACGGCGGGCCCGUCCAAGCACCAGGCCGUGGCGCUGCGGUGCGACUCGGACCUCUCCGUCUUCUACCGCUGCGGCUUCGAGGGCUACCAGGACACGCUGUACGCGCACUCGCUCCGCCACUUCUACCGCGACUGCCGCGUCACGGGCACCGUCGACUUCGUCUUCGGCAACGCCGCCGCCGUGUUCCAGAACUGCUCCCUCCUCCCGCGCCGCCCGCUCCCCGACCAGAAGAACUCCGUCACCGCGCAGGGCAGGCUCGACGCCAACAUGACCACCGGAUUCGCCUUCCAGUUCUGCAACGUCUCCGCCCACCCCGAGCUCCUCCUCAACAACGCCACCGCCGCCGCCGCGGCUGCGCCGCCGACGCAGACGCAGACGUACCUUGGACGGCCGUGGAAGCAGUACUCGCGGGUGGUGUUCAUGCAGUCCUACAUCGGCGACCUGGUGCGCCCAGAGGGGUGGCUCGCGUGGGACGGGGACUUCGCGCUCGACACGCUCUACUACGGGGAGUACAGCAACACCGGCCCCGGCGCCGGCGUCGCCGCCAGGGUCAAGUGGCCAGGGUUCCACGUCAUGACCAGCGCCGCCGAGGCCGGCAACUUCACCGUCGCGCAGUUCAUCGAGGGCAACAUGUGGUUGCCGCCCACCGGCGUCAAGUACACCGCCGGCCUCACGUCCUGAUCACUUGCUUGAUCCUUCAACCUUGAUGGGUGUAGCCGUGUAGUAUUGUAACCGUAUACGCCUACUACUAUAUAUACUAGCACAAUAGUCCUAUUAUUACUACAUGGUAUCUGUGGAGGAGAAUGUAAGGGAAAUGGUGGGUUAAUUAGUUGUUUGAUUGGACCAGUGUGUGGAAAUGGCGGAGAUUCAGUCUUUUCUUUCUU